AUGCUAAAAAAUGUAAUCUAAGUUCUUUAAAAAUUCUUUGUGUUAAUAUCUAGUGUUCCUUAUAUAAAUAAUAUCUCAAACAUCUAUAUAAAUAUUAUAAGUCCUCCAAUAAAAUAACCUUAAAUGUCUUCAAAUUAUUCAAUGACAAAAUUCAGAAAUCCCACCUUCAUUAAACAAUUUAUUAGACUAAUUAUACUUUUCCCUGGUAUUUUAGCCUUUAUUAUACACAAUAUUUAUAGAAGCAAAAAGCAAAAUCCAAAAAUAUGAAAAUGUGAAAUUUAUAUUCUAACUGAAGGUCUAGCAAAUAACACCAAAGUGUAAAUCCAUGAAGAUGAAUUCUGAUAAUAUAUGUAAGAAAUAUUCAAUAGGGAUGCAUGUAUAAGAAGUAAGUUAACUAAAUUAUCGGGUAAUGUAAGGGCAGAAUCAUCAUAUUCCAUGUAUUUUGCUAAAAUUUUGGACAUUAUAUGACUAAUAUUAGGCAUUGAAAACUAAAUAUCUGAAAGAAAAAUUAUGA
Molecule: messenger RNA, 514 nt
Organism: Paramecium sonneborni
Lineage: Eukaryota; Ciliophora; Oligohymenophorea; Peniculida; Parameciidae
Source: the annotation of a GenBank genome assembly